GCUGGCGCUAAUCCCCGGCCUGACCAACCCCACACUUUCACAAUAGGUAACCUCACCUCCCUAACGUCGACCAUCAAAAUUGCAGUUUCGGCGCAUUGCGGAGAUAAUAGGAUCUUGGAGAGAUGUAUUUAUGAAACCUUUUCUUGAGAAGCGCUUUAUUCUCUCCUACAGAGAUAUGAACUCACGGUAGACAUGCCCGUGCCAAAGCAGACUACCGAACUUAUCUUCUCCCUCCGCGCUCUCAUCUACCGAAUCCGCCAGCUGAAAAAGGAACGCCACGGCUACUCCAAAGCCAAGCACCGUGAGCUCGCGAAGCUGCUCAAGGAAGGCCGUGACGAUCUCGCGCGCAUAAAAACCGAAGAUGUCAUUGGAAAUGAUAAUGUGAUUGCUGCGCUGGAGAUUUUGGAGUUAUACUGUGAGCAGCUUCAUGUGCGUGCGAAUAUAGUGGACCAUAUCGCGCUAGGACAGAAGCGGGCUGGGCCAAAGAAGAAUCAACAGGGUGCGCAUGCGAAAGGCGCGACUCAUUCUAAGCCUUCCGCUGGCGGAGGUGGAUGGGGAAUAUGGAAGGCUUUGGGAUUCGGGCCCUCGCAACCUCCACAAUCACCACCGUCGACAACACAACGACCGGAUGACCUCGAACAGCGGGCUGGACGUGGCGAAACGUCUACAGCUCAGAAUGAAACGGCGACAACGACGGAGGCACAAGCUAAGGAUGAACAACAGCAGCGGCAAGAAUUUCCAUCUACCCCCCCGACAGAAAAAGACGUUUAUCUCGACCCAGACCUAGAUAAGGCCGCUGCAGUCAUAUUCUACUGCUACAUGCGCUUGCCGCGUGAUAUACCAGGCCUACCAGAGCUGCGCGCAAAACUUAUACAGAGAUGGGGCAGUGACUUUGCGAAUAAAGCCCAGGGAGCUGACCCCUCCAUCCCGCUCCCGGACGAAUUGAUUGAUCGGUUGAGAAUUCAAAAUCCGCCUGAAUUGCUGGUGGAGAAUUAUUUGAAGGAGAUUGCGAAGGCACAUGGGAUCUCGUGGCAUCAGGAAGAUGAUGAGGAGGCAGAUGGUGGAGCUAAAGGGGAAGAGGAGGGGGUGGGGAAGGGGGAGACGGUUAAAGGGGAAGGCGAACAACAAGACGAUCCGCCUGCUUAUGAAAAUGAUGUGUCACAGACGAAACAUGUUGACGGUAGUAGAGCUGAUGGUUUGAAUGGGAGUAAAAAGGAUUCCACUCCACAGGAUGCACAUAUGCCUGGACCUGCACAAUCAGGUCCACGGGAAAAGUCAUCAUCUGGAAGUACUGUGAUUCCUAAUCACAAAUCUAAUGAGUCGGCUACGAACGGCACAUCCUCAUCUAAGUCUCAGGCGCCGACACAUGCCCCUGCUGCUACUGCUGCGGUAGAGAGCAAAAAAAGCGGCAUUCCCGACGUCGAUGAGUUAGCUAGGAGAUUUGCUGCGUUGAAGAAGUGAGAGGGUCAGUACUGUCAAACUGUCAAACAAUGAACCUGUGCAUGUUAAAUCUGAACAGGAUGAUAGUGACAUUUGCUCAACUCUCUUUUGAAUAUCACAUUUGUUACUGAUUGAGUUUGUCUUGCAAGCAAGCUUGUGCAUUAUUAUUCUUUUUUGGACAUGUUAGGUUCCUAUAUCUAUCCUGCUCAGUUGUUCUUCGGGAGGACUAUUAUAUAUAUAUUCCAACUCAGUAUUUAAUCAAGAACAUUUUGUACGUUGCUAGAGUUGGAUAACCUGUAUUCCCAGUUAAACGAAGAGAGGAGCCAUGUUUCUGCUGCAUUUCGUAUAAAGCAGUCUUAUUUUGAUCACUAUUAAGAUCACGCUUACAACAAGAAGAAUAAAAAUUGAAACUUGAUUCCGUAUAUAUACAUCUAUCUACAUAGGUAGCAAGCUACUGGAAGAUUUGGAUGUUUCUCCUCCGGAUUAGUGCCAGCGAGUGUAUCCUCACGUC
Messenger RNA from Blastomyces dermatitidis ER-3, 1951 nucleotides. RefSeq lists its product as uncharacterized. The transcript has 2 exons. Lineage: Eukaryota; Fungi; Ascomycota; Eurotiomycetes; Onygenales; Ajellomycetaceae. The record is from RefSeq and is a predicted model, not a curated record. The coding region runs from base 193 to 1461 and encodes 422 amino acids. Gene Ontology annotation, biological process: protein transport.